AUGUCAACACCAGACUCAAACGUGCCCAUUUGGGUCUCGCAGCUGCGUUCGCCUCCAGCCGCCAAAGCCAAGGUGCCGGGCAUCCCCGAUCCCAUCGGCUUCUCCUCGGGCCCGUCUGCCUCCAAGAAACCAAGCAGGGAUGGCAAAGGCCAACCGCAGCCUCCUCGAAAGGCACCGACCGGCGAAGAAAUGGAAACGCUCAAGCUCAAAAAAGCAUGGGAACUCGCCCUGGGUCCCGUCAAGGCCCUUCCCAUGACCGUCAUCAUGAUGUACAUGUCGGGCAACUCGCUCCAGAUUUUCAGCAUCAUGAUGGUGUUCAUGGCAUUCAAGAACCCCAUUGCAGGCCUGAUGGCGACUAACCAGACCUUUGAGCGAUUCAAUACCGACAAGAACGCCGCCCAGAUCUUGCAAACCAAGUUGGUCUACGUGGCGAUGCAACUCGUCGCCCUGGGAGUUGGCAUCUGGAAGGUGAACUCGAUGGGACUGCUGCCGUAA
Messenger RNA from Metarhizium album ARSEF 1941, 495 nucleotides. RefSeq lists its product as uncharacterized. Gene Ontology annotation, cellular component: EMC complex. The transcript has 2 exons. Gene Ontology annotation, biological process: protein folding in endoplasmic reticulum. The coding region runs from base 1 to 495 and encodes 164 amino acids. Lineage: Eukaryota; Fungi; Ascomycota; Sordariomycetes; Hypocreales; Clavicipitaceae. The record is from RefSeq and is a predicted model, not a curated record.